AUGUGUCCUCGGUGCAUUUUCCAAAGUGAGACAGAGCGCGACAUCACAGUAGAUGACAUCAAUGAGCUCAAAUAUCUUUAUCAAUGUGUAUGUGAAACAGGUCGCAUAACGCCAAGUUCGGGAAUCAUAGGAAGGAAAAUCGAUUUUGAGCUUGACCUCUGUGGUUAUACGAUACCGGCUGGUAUUACUUGUUGCAUAUCACCGUUUUACAUCAUGCGAGAUCCAGCGCAUUAUGACAAUCCAGAGAAAUACGAUCCCGAACAUUUUGCCCCGGAUAAGGUGAAAAAUCGUGACCCGUUCGCAUAUGUACCAUUUUCUGCAGGCAUUCGAAAUUGUAUAGGUAAUAGAUUUGCCAAUUUGGAAUUGGUAGUAACUUUGGCUCACAUUUUGAGACGUUAUCGAGUUAUUUCAAUGAUA
This is a messenger RNA of Acanthocheilonema viteae, 417 nucleotides long. The record is from the annotation of a GenBank genome assembly. NCBI's taxonomy places the organism in Eukaryota, Metazoa, Nematoda, Chromadorea, Rhabditida, Onchocercidae.